UAACCCUGAACUCUUAGGGGUUUCGGCGUACAGGAGUAGGGGUUAGAAACGUGCAGGUGUUGCGGCUUGUCUAAUACGCUUGUCUCUUUACGUUUACCCCAAAGCCUGAAGUUAGAUUAAAUUGCUUUAAGGUUAUUGAUCAAUUACUGCAGUGUCUUUUUUGCUGCUUUGCUCCUGGAAGCCUUGGUUCCAUCCGUCUAGAAUAAUUCUGCCGACUGACUAGCAGAUAACCAUGAGCGGUCCACUACCCAUUCUUGGUCUGGCGCGGGAUAACAUGGCGGAAGAUAUUCGAUCCCUUGUGAAGGAGUCUGGGAUUCCGGUGAACAUGACCAAUGAGUUUGGACAAGCGGCCUUGCACGUCGCGGCUCUUUGGGGCAACUUGGAAGCCGUCAAGGCGCUCAUCGAACUCGGCGCAGAUGUCAACAUCACGAACAGCCGCGGCUCCACCCCGCUCCACUUCGCCGCCUCCGCCAAGCGGCAUGCGCGCGCGGUGUGCCAGGCGCUGAUGGACGCGGGGGCGGACACGGAGGCUGUCGACGUGAUGGGUCGCCAGCCCUACGAGAUGGCCAACGAGGAGGAGGUGCGGGCGCUGCUGGGCGGGCCGGACGCAAGGAUCUUCCAGUUCGCCAGCAAGGGCGAUGCGGCGGGUCUGCGGGCGCUGCUGCAGGCGGCAGGAGGGGAGGACAAGGAGCCUGUGAGCCUGCGUGUGGUGGACAGCGAGGGCUGCACGCCGCUCAACCUGGCCAUUGCCGCGGAGAGCCUGGAGACGGUGCAGGUCAUCCUGGACCACGACCCCGCCAUGAUCAGCUACCCCGACAUGUCCGGCAACACCCCGCUGCAUGCGGCGGUGGAGGCGGGGGACCUGCACGUGCUGAGGCACCUGCUGGCCAGGCAGCCGCCGCCGGAGAUGAACGUGCAGAACAUGCAAGCCAGCGAGUACGCGCAGGGCAACUGGAUGCUGCGCGGGGAGACGCUGGAGCCCUUCGACAAGACCCCGCUGCACAUGGCGGUGGAGGCGGGGGACGAGCAGGCGGUGCGGGCGCUGCUGGAGACAGGUCGUUGCAACGUGAACCUGCUUGACUUCGACAAGUCCUCCCCGCUGCACCUGGCGCUGGAUGCGGGGGACGAGGGGCUGGUGGAGAUGCUGCUGCGGGCGGGGGCCAAUGCGGACCUGGCUAACCCGGACUUCAAGUCCCCGCUGCACCUGUGCGCCACCCGCUUCAAGCCCUCCAUGAUGAAGCUGCUGCUGGAGGUGGGUCACGCCAACGUGGCUGCUGCCGUGUCCGAGGACGGCUGGACGCCGCUGCACCUGGCUGCGAGGGUGGGCGCGGGGGACAAGGUGGCGCUGCUGCUGGGGGCGGGGGCGGACGUGCAGGUGGCGAACCAGCAGGGUAACACCCCGCUGCACCUGGCGGCGGUCAACGGGCACACGGCGGUGGUGCAGGCGCUGCUGGCGGCGGGGGCGAGCAAGGACGCUGUGAACAAGGAGGGCAAGCGCCCCGCGGACAUGGCCAAGGGGGAGGAGGUGCGCGCGCUGCUGCUGGCGUGAGUGGGGACACGUGUGGACUUGUGGAGGGAAGGAGCAGAGCGGGGAGUAGGGAAGAUGGCGCAUGAGAGCCGCCCUGAGCCCCUCCCUGUGCUUCGGAAAGCUGGACAGAGGGGUGGAAAGAGGAAGCAACUGCCGGUAGCUGAUCGAGGGACAGAGGGGUGUGGGCGCUCCUAGGGCGGCAGGGAGGGCGGCAGGGCUGCAGCGGCGGGCUUUGGGGUCCUUUGAGUCUGAAGACGAGAGGGCAUGGCAUGCAUGCACGGGGUUUCCUGCUGGGGUAUCCAUGCAACGUAUGCGGCUAAGGGCGGACUGGUGUUGCGGGGUGGGUUGCGUGAAGUGAUGAGAUCAGGGGAGCCAAUGGGGAACGCAAUGGGCAUGCCCCGGGUUAAGCGCGGAGGCAUCAGGCAUGGCACCGCAUGUGCAGGAGUUUGGGUUGAUGCAGGAGCUUUGCGGUUGGAAGUCAUGUCGGGGCUCUGGACGGAGAUCUUUCGCUAAUGGUAAUAAGAAAGGGAACCGGAAUGGAAGGUGUUGAUGAGCGGUAAUGCAAAAAGAGGGCAUCACGCGUUCAGCGUCCACACGCGGCCGCCAGGACGUGGCGUGCUGUGUGUCCAGUGAAGCUGUGAAAGAGGAUGGAGCGCCUCCUGUGGCGAGUUCGUGGCAUUCCUUCGGACGUUCAUGCGUGAGAAGAUCUACAGGCCAGCAGGUACGACGGUGUAACGCUGAGCAGAAGGUGGUUUACAUGGGCCUUGCUAAACAGGAUGGCGUGAAGACGACAGGAACCCGUCAGGAACCAGAAGUGUGCAGGGCGUGCCUCAGCAGCCUCACCGGAUCUUGCGAGUGGUAUGUACAGGGUGUGGCCGAGUCGCAGCGCGGGGCUCAGGUUGGGGUCGACGGCGGGUCAGGGGGUUGCAAGCCACGUCCUACUAGCGAUGAUGAAAAAUGCGCAAGCGACGUAACGGCACCCGCUAGAAUGCGACGGUUACAAGGGCUAGGUCGCUGGGAUGUUGUAGCCGUUUGUACUGCAGAAAGCUUAAGCACUCGAGCUUGCUAGGUAAGAGCUAUAUAAGAUAUUAAAGAUUAGGCGAUAAAUUAUACUGUUGCUUUUGGAGGGUUGUGCGGAAUGAGAACAUGUUUAAGGCCAACGACUGUUACAACGACAGCCCAGCUGCGAACCCGGGCAAUCGCUGCACCGGGCGCUUUAGCGUUCGCAGUCCGACCCAAUCCAGUGAAUGGCCAAGCUCAAGCCCUAGUUGUGUGCGAUUUUGGAGUAUGCCCGAUGCACCUGAAUGACCGCGAAGAAUACGCCCGGCUAGAGCCACCUCUUGCUCUUCGCAACCACAUAUCUUCAAGGUUUAAUGUGCGCCAUGUAACGGAUGCGGUGUAUGAUCCACACAGCUCCAUGGUGCUUUUCGCGCAUGGAGGCACCAGCCUGUAUGGCAUGGAUGCAAGCAACCGCGUUACGCAGCUAGCAGGCGAUGAGGAAGGCGGCAUCCUAUGCGACGGCCCUUCUAGCGAAGCUCGGUUUAUAGGCGCGCAGCGCCUCGCCACAGAUGGAGCCGGCAUCACCUACAUCCGCGACCGUGACACGACCUCACGCAACGGCUUCUGCUUACGCGCUCUCCAAGAGGUCUCCCAGCCCUCAGGUAACGCUGGCAGCGGCGUCCGUGCGGUGGUUACCGUCCUUGCUGGCAGCAACAACACGGGCCCGGUUGCUCUAACGUACGACACCCACCGAGGCACGCUGCUGUACACCAGCCGCGGCCAUGCCGUACACAGGCUCCUGUCCCACGGCAUGACGGAGGCGGUCGUCGGCUCCGAUGACCCCCUACAGCAGCAGCCAGCGCUGUACGACACCGCUACUGCCGCCGUCGCAUCUGCCUCGGGCGGUUCGGAGCAUAAGACUUCUCAAGGCAAUGGUGCUGCUGGUGGUGGUGCAGGCGAGGCUUCAGACCCGAUGUCGGAGGCCGCGGCGACAGCGGCGACGGCGACCCAGAUGGGAAGAAGUCGCCGCGUCUUCACUAACAUUCAAGACCUGGCAGCGGAUGCCGUCAGUGGCGACGUUUACCUGCUCGACGGCAACGGCGGAAGCACCACUGAGCUGCGUGUGUUGCGACCCGAUGGGUCGGUCGAGACGCUGGCGGCGGGGCUGCGCAUCGGGCCGCGCGGCAGCCCCCGCUGCCCUCGGCUAGCCGUACUGCCGUACAAGCAUCUUGCGGUGUACGGCAUUUCCUCUUACGAUAUGAUGUUGAUAAAGUUGGACUGAGAAGGUUGCGGACAACACAGCGUAAGAGAUACCCGGCGGCCAUCCCGGGGAGGCCGGGGAGGUGACUACACGCACAUGGUUCUGGUGGGGGACGGCGUUGCAGCGGGGGAUCCAGUAAUGGGUUAGAGGGGCUGAAGAGUGGACUGGACCAAGCUGCUUAAGCUCGCUAUUGGGUGACACUGUGGAGAGGUUUGGGGCAGGGAGACGGUCUCGUCCAUGUUGCAAGCAAAGCACUGAUGCACAGAGGGUCUUUCGUUUUCAUGCCUUGCAAAGCAACUCCUCGUGGUGUUAUAGUGAGAGCUACUUGCAACUGGCGAUUGGGCCACAUUCUUGCGAACUGCGAUUGGUAAAGCGAGAGGAGGAGAGAGAUACUUCGUGGUACCUGUUCAGGUGCGUUGUACGGAUGCGCACCAGUGGUUCGGGACUUGUGGGAACGGAUUGGAGGCUUCAAGGUGCCGAGGGUGGGGGGACGGGACGGCAGGGGGGGCACGAGCGCGCAAGUGUUAUAUCGGUACAAAUGAUGUGAGGGUACGGCAGGAUGCCUUGUACGGCAUGGAUCAGGACUGACUGGACACUUGCUUAUAGCAUGAUGCAUGAACUUUAGUGGAGUAGAUUGUAUGGCAUUUGGGUGGGGGGCCUCGGUCCCGGCAGUCCAGGGGUUGAGUACAGAAUGAUCGCAGGGGUGUAGCGAGUACUGUCGGUGCGGUAUCUGGAUUAAUUGUACCGGGACCGUAUGCAACUGUGCGUUUAACCACCUGUGUGUGAUCACUCCCUUAGAUUACUCUUUUGUGUUUUACAUGAGCUCGGUGUUUCGUUGACUGGAAUCUUCAUUGGCCCCCCUAGGUGACAGGCACCACAGAGGGCCAGCCGGUUAAAUGGAUGGGCAGGAGGGGGCAGCGGGGCGUUAACUCUGCACUUGUGAGCGUUAUUAUGUAUAGUAGCUGGUUCCCGUGGCCACAAGAUGUAUCAACGGCAGUGGCCGCAGAAGGGCGUAGGUGCAUGCGGCAGCAGUUGAACUCUUCCUUUUACUGCUCGCGUGGAAGGCAGGUUGAUGGCUACUGAAGGGUUCGAUGCUAGGGAUGCGAUGUGCACCGGCAGCAGUGCUUUCGAUCUGAGGUUGGCCGGUUCUGAAUUAACGUGACAAGUCAAUUAAGUGUUUGCUCGGGCAUGAGCAAUGUCCCUGCCUACGGAAUAAUGGGUCACCCUGCCUGGCUAUAAGGGCUUCAGGUGUCCAGAGGCAUUGCCGUAUGUACGCAUGACACAUGCGUCGUUAUCCUGCUGAAGGUGCACCGUGUCGCCAGGUUGACAAUGUUUUAUCUCUUCUGUGUAAAUAAAAUCUAGGCAAUCGCGGCGUUGCUUUUUUCACUGCAGGUAGCCUCCUAGCAUUCGCUAAUGCAAGCACAUUUGCAAGUAGGACGGCCAACACAGGAUAAGUGAAUCACAUGAAUCCUGUAGUAGACUAAGGACCUUGCCAUCAGCUCGUACUGUAACCAGAAAGCGACAGCUUCAUACGCAUGGUGGCUGGGAGCAUGUCGCAGCCCGUGGGCCCGCCUCCUAUAUCAGCGUCAAGCGGCCAGGAGCAAACACUAAACGAUAUCCUGAAUUGGCGCUCGCUGCGUUGGCAGGCCGGUUGCACUUACGAGGGCCUGGAGGCGAACGGAGCCUGCGAGUCGCAUGGUGUGGUCACGUGGCCCUCCCUGCGCGAGCGCUACGAGGGGCAGCUGCGGGGCAGUCGGCCGCAUGGCUACGGAGCCUACCGCUGGCAGGACGGCACGCUGUACCGCGGCGAGUGGUACGAGGGCCACCUGCACGGCUGCGGAGUGCUCAUCUGGCGGGACACGGCGGGGCAGGUGCAGGCGCAGGCCGGCAAGUUCUUCGCCGACGACUUCGUGGGCCCAGUGGGCGGCUGCGGGAGUGAGGAGGCGCAUGCGGCGGCACUGGAGGCGGACCUGGCGGCGGCACGAGCACGCAGCUUUGAGACCCCGCACCUCAGAUCCCAAGCGCGCGCGCAGGCCGCAGCCCCAACCGCCGCUGCCUCACCCUCGCCGCACCCGCCGCGUCCCUUCCCUGGGACCUCAGCUCAGCGCCCCUCCACGUCCGCCCCCGCUGCUGCUGCUGCAUCCGCUGCUUCUGCUCCUGGCUUCCGCGGGAGCACUCGAGCCCCAUCACGCGGCGGCGGCGGCUGGGCUGCGCGAGCGCCCGUUGGGCCCCUCCGUCAGGGGCGGAGUGGGGCUGCGGAGGGAGCAUACGGCAGUGGGGCGGGUGCGGGCGGCAGAGGUGCGGCCCUGCGGGAGGGGAGGG
Molecule: messenger RNA, 6110 nt
Organism: Astrephomene gubernaculifera
Lineage: Eukaryota; Viridiplantae; Chlorophyta; Chlorophyceae; Chlamydomonadales; Astrephomenaceae
Source: the annotation of a GenBank genome assembly